Papaver somniferum (opium poppy) is the source of this 1932-nucleotide messenger RNA. Its product is annotated as probable sphingolipid transporter spinster homolog 2. Gene Ontology annotation, cellular component: membrane. The record is from RefSeq and is a predicted model, not a curated record. The transcript has a single exon. Lineage: Eukaryota; Viridiplantae; Streptophyta; Magnoliopsida; Ranunculales; Papaveraceae. Gene Ontology annotation, biological process: transmembrane transport. The coding region runs from base 1 to 1635 and encodes 544 amino acids. Gene Ontology annotation, molecular function: transmembrane transporter activity.
AUGGCAGAACCUUCUGUCUCAGAAGAAUCUGAAAGUAUUUCUGUAAUGGUUGUUUCCGAAAAUACAGAAUCCGCAUUAGGUACCACCAAUUCAGGUAAAGAAUGUGCAUAUCCGAAGAAAAAAACUACUUGGUGCUCACCAAAAGUGUUGCUUUUGAUUUUUUGUUUGAUGAAUUUGUUGAAUUAUGUUGAUCGGGGAGUUAUUGCAAGUACUGGUGUUAACGGAACGCCUAAGGUAUGCAACGCAAGUGGUGAGUGUAUUGCUGGUAAGGGAAUUCAAGGAGCUUUCAACCUGACAAAUUUCCAGGAUGGUGCAUUGUCUACUGCGUUCAUGGUUGGACUUCUCGUAGCCUCACCAAUAUUUGCAUCCUUUGCAAAGAAUUACAACAAACCCUUUAGGUUAAUUGGAGUUGGAUUAUUGAUUUGGACCAUUGCUACAGCUUGCUGUGGCGUUACAUCUAAUUUUUGGAAUAUUGUUGUUUGUCGGAUGUUAGUUGGUGUUGGCGAGGCUUCGUUCAUGAGUCUGGCGGCUCCUUUUAUCGAUGACAAUGCUCCUGUCGCAAGGAAAACGUUCUGUCUUGGGCUCUUUUACAUGUGUAUACCAGUUGGAAUUGCAUUCGGGUAUGUUUAUGGUGGAUUUGUCGCUAGUCAUCUUAACUGGCGUUGUGCUUUCUUUGGAGAAGCAAUUCUAAUGCUCCCGUUCGUCUUUUUAUGCUUUUUCAUGGAGCCUUUGCAGUUAAAAGGUUUCGAAUCUGGCGAAGCAACGUUAACAACAUCUGUGCAAAUUGAACUGCACGAGGUUAAAAUUACAGAAGUUUCUGAGCAGGGGAAAGAUGUUGUCUACGUCUCAUCUGGAGGAGGGUUGUCCAAUAACAAGAUCUCAAGGAAAACAUGUCUGUCAAAGCGCACAAUCAAACGGAUUUCAAGAUUUUGCAAGGACAUGAUUUGGAAAGACAUAAAAGUCCUGUUGUUUGAAAAGGUGUAUGUCGUUAGCGUUCUGGGCUACGUAGCAUAUACCUUCGUAAUAGGGGCUUAUUCGUAUUGGGGGCCGAAGGCUGGUGCCGAUAUUUAUCAUAUGACUAAUCCUGAUAUGUUUUUUGGGGUGAUUACGGUUUUCUGUGGAACAUGUGGAACGCUGGCUGGCGCUUAUCUCUUUGAUCGCAUAAAUUGCUCAAUCAAGAACGGGUUUAAGCUUCUUACUGCAACAACAGCUCUUGGAGGCGCAUGCUGUUUUGGUGCCUUUUGUUUCAAAAGCAUGUAUGGUUUCUUAGCAUUUUUCGUAUUGGGCCAGUUGUUUCUCUUUGCUGCACAAGCACCAGUGACCUUUAUUUGUCUUCAUAGCGUCAAGCCUAGUUUAAGACCAAUCUCUCUGGCGAUCUCUACAGUAGCUAUCCAUAUCUUUGGUGACGUUCCUUCUUCACCACUUGUUGGACGUAUCCAAGAUCAAAUCCACAAUUGGAGGACGACUGCUCUUAUUCUCACGUCUAUCUUUGGUGUAGCAGCAGCUAUAUGGUUGAUUGGAAUCUUUCUAGACAGUGUUGACAGAUAUAAUGAGGAAGACAAUGCUAGUACAAACACGGAGCCAGUGGCUGCCGAAAACACAGUUGAAAAAUUUGACGAGCAUUCUGAGAUCUGAUCUUUCAAGAAAGACAGUCGCCAGAGAACCAUUUCCAGCUAAAUGUGCACCAUCAAUGCUCGGAAGAAGCCUUUCAGUUAAUGAAAAUGAAUUACAGGGACAUGCUGUUCAAGAUUGACGUGAAAUUGUAACUCACUUUUACGUACUCAAUUAGGAACAGGGACUACUCGAGAUGACCCGACAAGCCAGAGGGGUGGAAAGAAGUGACAGAAACAUAUUUGGCUUGCAAAUUACUGGAAGUAUUAUCUGAGGCGAUCGAUCUUGAUGAAGAAGCUCUUACUGAAGCUUGUGUUGAUA